Messenger RNA from Penicillium chermesinum, 1014 nucleotides. RefSeq names its product Rab geranylgeranyltransferase subunit beta BET2. The record is from RefSeq and is a predicted model, not a curated record. The transcript has 4 exons. Bases 1 to 1014 code for a protein of 337 amino acids. Lineage: Eukaryota; Fungi; Ascomycota; Eurotiomycetes; Eurotiales; Aspergillaceae. Gene Ontology annotation, molecular function: Rab geranylgeranyltransferase activity. Gene Ontology annotation, biological process: protein geranylgeranylation. Gene Ontology annotation, cellular component: Rab-protein geranylgeranyltransferase complex.
AUGGCCUUGGUAUCAGGGCCUGGCAGAGCGGGAGGCGCUACUUCUGACCAAGAAUUACACACCCAGAAACACAUCACUUACAUCACCAAGCUGGACACUGUGCGUGCCUCUUUUCAGUCUUACUUCGAGGCAUUCAUUGACUAUGAGCUGGAGUACUGGCUGACAGAGCACCUGCGUCUGAAUGGUGUCUACUGGGGGUUAACUGCCCUUCAUUUACUGGGCGCACCCGAAGCUCUACCCAGGCAAAGUACUAUUGACUUUGUACUCUCUUGCCAAAAGGAGAAUGGGGGAUUCGGUGCUGCCCCAGGCCACGAUGCCCAUAUGCUCUAUACAGUAUCAGCAGUGCAAAUUCUUGUCACUGUGGAUGCACUGGAUGAGCUAGAGGCCAAGGGCAAAGGCGCUCAGAAUGGUAAAGGUGGUAUUCAAAAAGUGGGCUCUUUCAUUGCCAGCUUGCAGAACGAAGAGGGUUGUUUCAUGGGCGACGAGUGGGGUGAAACUGACACUCGAUUCCUCUAUGGUGCUCUGAAUGCUCUGUCUCUGCUGCGUCUGAUGGAUCUGGUCGAUGUACCUAAGGCCGUCAGUUAUGUCCAAAGCUGUGAGAACUUAGACGGAGCCUAUGGCGUAACUCCCGGGGCUGAGUCUCAUGCUGGUCAGGUCUUCACGUGUAUCGGAGCUCUGUCUAUUGCCGGUCGCUUGGACUUGAUCAACAAGGACCGAUUGGGAGCCUGGCUCAGCGAACGGCAGGUUGACAAGGGUGGCUUUAAUGGCCGUCCCGAAAAGUUACCUGAUUCCUGCUACGCUUGGUGGGUGGGAUCAAGUCUUGCUAUGAUUGAUCGGCUUCACUGGAUUGAUGGACAGAAGUUGGCUGGGUUUGUUCUGCAGUGUCAGGACCCCAAUGCAGGUGGCUUUGCCGAUCGACCUGGAAACAUGGUGGAUGUCUAUCAUACUCACUUUGGCCUGGCAGGCCUAAGUUUGCUAAAGUUCGAAGGGCUAGAGGAGAUAGAUCCCGUUUAG